Messenger RNA from Sclerotinia sclerotiorum 1980 UF-70, 258 nucleotides. RefSeq lists its product with no specific name. The transcript has 3 exons. The record is from RefSeq and is a predicted model, not a curated record. Bases 1 to 258 code for a protein of 85 amino acids. NCBI's taxonomy places the organism in Eukaryota, Fungi, Ascomycota, Leotiomycetes, Helotiales, Sclerotiniaceae.
AUGAGGUUUCUGUCCGCGAGUAAUGGGUAUUUGGUACGGGAAAGUAUGAGAGCCGGCAUGACUGGUGGCGAGGAUGGUGUGCUUGGUUAUUGGCUACUGGGUACCAGCGCCAUUUGGCAGUUCAUCGUUAUGAGCUUGUGGGGAAACCAAAGUAUCCAAAGCAACGCGACAGUAUCAAAAAACAAGGCGAGUAAUGAGUUUAAACCGAAAAACAAGGAGAAUCAUGGACUCGGACCAAAGAACAAGAAGAAUCAUUAG